CGUACGACUAGGAGGUACGCCGCUGACGUCAACUGUCGGUGAGGGGAAAAAAGUGACGCUAACACACACAAGCCGGAGCCCUGACGGGGGAAUAGCGUUUUGUUUCUUUUUUCUUUAGUUUUGUGUCAUUUAUUCUUUAGGGUUUUGUUGUUAUUUAGCAGUAUUCCUGCGUCGGACUCGACCGCCGUGUUCUUCAGCGCUUGCUAUCUCGCAUUAACGUCCAUGCUGCUCUCCCCUCACGCGGCGCUAUUUUGACAGUCGGGGUCGCGUUGAGCCAACUCAAGCUAGCAGCACCAUUAUAUUAGCAUCGACCCAAGUUGAAGGAUUCUCCACGCAACUCAAGACAUACUGCCAACAACACGGACUCCUGACUGUAGGACAGACCAUGCUGCUGCACUAAGCUGAAGAGCGAGAGAAGGAGAGAGAGGCCACUGAGGACCCCUGAGGUGGUGGCUGGUCGUUUGGUGCCCCUCCCACUUGUCUGGCUGGCUGGCUGCUGCCUCUUCAAUUCAUCUGAUUGCUCCCUUCCCCAGAGGCUAAGACUUGCUAUGGACUGCACUUCGCCCCCUGCUGCAGCCCAGUCGAGUACACUACGUUAGUGGGUCCCCACAUCUUUUCGUGUGGUUCCUGUCCAGACUCAGUGAACAGAGUCCAGCUCCGAUCUGGUACCACCUACAGCCACUGCUGGGUCCUCCACCCAACCCCCUCCCCACUCCCACCCUCCCCCCUUUCCCCUAAAAAGAUGUCAGUGAGCCUGACAACGGACAUCCAGCAGGAGGGAGAGAGUGGGCCACUUAUUGAGCCCUGCAGUCGAGGCAAGACCUCCCCUCAACCACAGGGCACCAAAGAAGGAACUGGAGAGAGCCUGGAGCCGGAUGAUAGCUCUCCACAGGAUGCACAGAAGCGGGCUCCUAACCACAGCCAUGGAAGGAAAAGGGCCAAGUCUAAUGCCAAACUGAAGCUGGUACGAAGUCUUGCAGUGUGUGAAGAGUCCUCCGGUCCGUUUUCCAAUGAUGGACCACCAGAAUCGGAUAUCAUCCAGCUUCACAUCAGCUGUCCAUCUGACAAAGAGGAGGAGAAGUCCUCGAAGGACGAGUAUGAAAAUGAAGAGGAGAAGAAGGACAAGACUCCCCGAAAGAUGCUGUCACGUGACUCCAGUCAGGAAUAUACUGACUCCACAGGCAUCGACGUUCACGAGUUUCUGGUCAACACACUGAAAAACAAUCCCAGGGAUCGAAUGAUGCUGCUUAAACUGGAACAAGAUAUCCUGGAGUUCAUUAAUGACGACAAUAACCAGUAUAAGAAGUUUCCACAAAUGACUUCUUAUCAUCGUAUGCUGCUGCACCGUGUGGCUGCCUACUUUGGCAUGGACCAUAAUGUGGAUCAGACGGGAAAGGCUGUCAUCAUCAACAAGACGGGCAACACACGCAUCCCAGAACAAAGGUUCUCUGAACACAUCAAGGAUGAACGCAACAUGGACUUCCAGAAGAAGUUCAUCCUUAAGAGAGAUGAUGCUAGCAUGGACAAAGAUGAUAAUCAGAUCCGCGUGCCGCUGCAGGACGGGCGGCGUAGCAAGUCCAUUGAAGAGCGAGAGGAAGAAUAUCAGCGGGUACGAGACCGGAUCUUUGCCCGAGAAUCUUCUCAAAAUGGAUACAUCAAUGACAACAGACUUUCCACUGAGGGCUACUGCUCUAGCUCUCAAAAGAGGAGGCAGAUCUUUAGAAACCGCGAGAGCUCCAGCCGGGCAUCAAGCAGCCGUCAAAGCAGCACGGACAGUGACAUGAAGUGCCUGGAGCCAAGGCCUUGGAGCAGCACCGACUCAGACAGCUCUAACCGCACUCUCCGGCCACCCGUCACUAAGGCCAGCAGCUUCUCUGGUAUCUCCAUCCUUACCAGGGGGGAUAGCCUUGGCAGCAACAAAGGCUCGCAAGGGAGCUGCAAAGGCUCUCGCUCUGGCCUUCCCCUAGUCAGCCCUGAUGUAUGUCCUCCACCUGCAGCCUCCCAGUCCAGCCGUAGUCUGCUACCCUGCCCAUCUCAACAGCCACAGCAGCCACAGCCCCAGGCUCCACCUCAGACUGCCCUGCUGCCCACACCGCCGCAGCACCCUAUGAGCAACCACAUGAUUGCUCAGCCGGUGGCGUCUCUGCAGCCCUCUCAGCCUGUCUCCUACUCCAGCCCUUCCUGCCCCCAGGUUCUCCUGCCAGUUUCUCCUCCCCAGCAGUACACAAUGGGAGAAGAGCUGGCACCCCAGUUCACACAGAUGACACUGAGUCGGCAGGGCUCCAGUGAGAACCCCGAGCCUCCCCCGAUGUAUCAGGCUACUCCUCCAGUGCUGCCGCAGCACCCCCCACCUCAGACCGGCUACAUUAUGGCUACUACGGGUCAACCUUUGCCACCUCCGUCUGGUUACCAGCCCAACACUGGACACCCCCAUCCUCCACCUCCACCGCCUCCUCCAUCCCAGCCUGUCAUGCAGGCCGCACCACCUCCACAAGGCUACAUGCAGCCCCCUCCACCUCAGCAGAUACAAGUCUCAUACUACCCUCCUGGUCAGUAUCCAAGCUCAGGCCAGCAGUACCGUGUGUCCCAGCCAAUGUCCCACCAGGUGUCUUACCCAACCCAACGCACACAACCCAUGCCUCAGCCAGCACAGCAGUCAGGUCUUCAGACCAUGAUGCCCAGCCAGCAGCCGAGUUACCAGGGCAUGAUGGGUGUGCAACAACCCCAAAAUCCUGGACUGCUCAAUUCACAGAGAGCAGGAAUGGGAGGACAAAUGCAGAGUAUAAUGGUUCAGUACCCACAGAUGCCAUCAUAUCAGGUACCUGUGGGUAAUGAAAAUCAGCAGGUGGUGCAGCAGCAGUACCAGCAGCAGGUCAUGGUCCCAGUCAGCCAGUCUGUCCAGGGGCCCAUGCCUGUUUACUACAGUGUUAUCACACCCACACAGCAGAAUAGCACAAGUCCAUCAGUAGGUUACCUGCAGCCCCCCAGCUCUGAGCAGUAUCAGAUAACACAGUCACCAUCCCCCUGCAACCCUCCACAGUUGCAGCAGCAAUAUUCAGGAGUACCACCUCCUGGGCCUGGGGUGAUGGUCAUGCAGCUCAGUGUCCCCAAUGGACCCCAGCCUUCCCAGAACCCCCCUCUUGUCCAGUGGAACCCUUGCAAGUACUACAGCAUAGAGCAAAGGGCAAGCAAGCCAGGCGAGCUCUACAAACCUGACAACACUCCACAGCUUGACAGGUGCUGCAUAUAUUUGCAAAAUGGAUUACAGCACGGUUUUCAAGCUUCGGGUGAGGUUUUAAUUUUAAUUCACCAUUUGAAUUGUGCAGGUGAUGGUCGCUACUCUCUUUUGGGGCAGCCCCUCCAGUAUAGUCUGUGUCCCCCACACCUCAUGCACGGUCAGUCCUCCUACAGCUCUCAUCAGGGCCAAGGAGUAAUGAAACACGGAGCACGAGGGAAAAAACAAACACUCAAAUCUGCAUCAACAGAUCUUGGUACCACUGAUGUAGUGGUGAGUCGAGUACUCGAGGUGACAGACCUGCCGGAGGGGAUCACACGUCCAGAGGCUGAAAAGCUCUUCAACCAGCUGUCGCUGUGCGGUGCCAAGAUCCAGUGGCUGAAGGAGCCCCAAGGAGGCCGAGGAGGAGCAGGGGGCUGCGGCCCCUGUCCUGGUGCUGGGCCUUCAGGGCCAGGAGCAACAGCAGGCCCCGGAGCUAGCAUGGGAGCUGGGGGAGCGAAGGGCGACGGAAACGACCCAGCUCACCUCUACACAGUAGUGGCAGUGUUCCCCAACACCAUGGCUGCCCAGAGUGCUUCCUUCAAACUUAACAACAGUGGGGCCAGCCUCUUCAAACUGAGGGCCGCCAAAAAGAACUAUGACCUGCGCGUGCUGGAGAGAGCCAGUUCUCAGUGAGAGGAAAAGAGAGGGGGAGGAACGAAGGUGAAAGACAGACAGAAAGAGAGACACUUGUUGGAGUGGUGGAAAAGGGGGAGGACUGAGGGGGACUGCUCUUAGUGUACAAAUAAAAAAAAAACAAAAAAAACCAAACUUGAUUUAAAUCAUGUGUCAAAUGUAUAAAAGGGAAGAGGGUGUGAAUCAUGAGGUGGCUGGUGUUUGGUUGCAAAUAUGAUUUUGUUGUUUGUUUUUAUUCAUUGUUUUUGUUUUGUAUUUAUAUCGCAGAAGAGCACACAAGACACGCGAGCAUGUGUUUCACUGUUGCCGUGGAAUGUGUGCUGCCAUGAUACAAAAACACACAUAACAGAAACACAAGUGCAGGCAACAGGGUCACGUAGCACAUAACAAAAACACACUGGACAGUCGACCUCAGUCAAACCUUUUCCUCCUCUUCCUCCCUCCCCCCCUUGACCCUUCCUCCUUUUUUUCUGCCAGCGCUUUCUCACCUUCCUCGACUUUCUGUCACACAGUCGUCUCUUUAUCUCACAUAUUUAUAAAUUUUCAUACGGCACAGUUGCGUACGCUCCGCUUUCUCCUGCUGCUCCCCCCUCUUGCCAUGUCUCAAACUGCCUCCUAUCUUUCUCUGCUCCUCUGUCCCUCUCAUGUAUUCUGUCACUGCUCUCUCCUCUCUUGCUUUGUUUGCCUUACUGCUGUUGUGGGUUUCUGUAUUGCGCUGUUUUCUUUUUUCUUUUUUUCUCAGAAGUUUUUCUUUGUUUGUUUUUUGGGGUUCAAUAUAUUUAUAUAAGUGAUGUAAGGAAUAAAAGAAAUCUAUAUAUUCGGUGAAUUUUUUUUUUCUUCCCUCCCCCCCUGAGUGACAAAGGUUAGGCCUUCCUAUUUAUCCCUUUACUCCUUCCCUCUUCAUCCCCGCUCCUCUUCCCAUCUUUUUUUUCCUUACUGCCCUCUACCUCACUUCUUCUGCCCCUCUCCUCUCUCCCACAGCCGCCCCACAUGCCCCAGCUCCACCCACCCGACGCCCCAUUGUGUUUGCGUUUUUUUUUUUCGUUGACAGCUGUGCAGAACGUAUCAGAAGAAGUAGUAAAAGUGCACAAUGAUUGCAUAUGUCUACUGUAAAUUUUAUUUAAUCUGUUAUUUUUUGGUUCGUUUUUAAAAAUAUAAAA
This is a messenger RNA of Pundamilia nyererei, 5070 nucleotides long. It is a transcript of the gene r3hdm2, whose product is annotated as R3H domain containing 2. Lineage: Eukaryota; Metazoa; Chordata; Actinopteri; Cichliformes; Cichlidae. The coding region runs from base 743 to 3910 and encodes 1055 amino acids. The record is from RefSeq and is a predicted model, not a curated record. Gene Ontology annotation, molecular function: nucleic acid binding. The transcript is spliced from 27 exons.